AUAACCACAGCUACUACUAUUAUGCUACAGUUGCUUAGAUUGUUUGUCCCUUUCUUUCCUGUUUGUUGUUCAGAUUCCAUCUCAUUAUCAGCUUCCUCAGGGAAGCUUUCUAAGACUUAUGACCAGCUCAGAACCUGUUGUAGACUCUCAGAGUACCUUGUGCUUCUCCUCUUGGCAGUGGCACACUUUUGCCUAUGGGAUUGAUUGUUUACUAAUUAACGAUUCAUUGAUUAAUGUCUAUCUCAGUGUAGACUCAGUAGGAACAGGAUCUGUCUGGUUUUGUUAAUAUUCUGUUCCUAGUGCCUAACACAGUGAAUGAGGGAAAUGACAAUGGUGAACAGAAUUAUACAGGUCUUUUUGUCUUUUGUAUUAUAGAGCUGACGGUUACUCUUAUGUAACACUAAGUGGUGACUAUUUUUGGUGAAAUUAAAUAUGACUUGAAAUUAUUAAAGACUAAUAGAAACUGAUAAAGUGACCCAAACUACCAAGCAAAUUAAUCAAAGAAAUGGAAAAUGAAAUUUUGUGGUUUCUAAGGAUUUUCUGAUAAAUGAAAGAGAAGCAGGAAAAAGUGGUGCUCUUUCUAUACAACUCAUGGGGUUUUUCUGGAAAAAAAUUAGAGUCAUGCAUUCUGAUUAGCAUUACUUUAUACUCAGAGAAUAAUUUGUCUUUGGUGUGAAGCCCUGCAGGGGCAGCGAUCAUUAACCAUUUUCUUUUCUCCCAGACACUGUGCCUGGCAUGAGUUAGAUACUUAGGGAAUAUUUGUUGAAUUAACACUAAAUGUUAUAAAGAAAUUAUUGUGAGUGGGCUUGUUGGAUUAGCUUCUGGAACAGAAUAUUUUCUCAGCACUUACUUACCAUCCCAUCUAUAAUUAUUGGUUUACUUCCUAGAAGAAUAUCUUUUUGGGCUCUGAAAUGGUAACCAUUUCUGUGUUUGCAUUUUGUGUGUAUUUUGGGAUAGAAUGAAGAGUACCGUCUUGUAGCACAGACAGAAGAAUUUAUAGUGUUUCAGGUAUACAUGAUAGGUUUUUCUACCAUUCCAGAAGGCCUGAACUGAAUGUGACAGCAUUAUAGAAAAUUAUGUCUUAUGAAUACAUAGAUGAAGUCUUCCUUCUGUAUUUUCCUGAUGGCUAAAUAGCAAAUCUAAUAUUUGACCCUUGUCUAAAUGUCUUACAUCACUGGAUUUGGUUUUAUGAGGGAAAAUGAUGUUUUUUUCAAGUUUGGAACUACUUCACGCUUACAGGGUGUUUUUCCCCCCCUCAAGAAUGUUAUUUAAUUUUAAAUGUAAGAAGGUUCUAUUUAAAGAUUUUUUUCCCCAUCCUGUUGCUUUGUAUGAGGAACAGAUGGAACUAAAGCAUGUGAUAAUAGAGGCAAGAUUGAGGGCUGCUAGAGUGAGGUAAUACGUCUUCAUAGGUUGAACAAGUCAUAGGGAUUUUGACUUCCAACUGCUAAUUAACUGAAGACAGUGGUUGUUCAUUAGAAUUAGACUGAUCUUUUUAGAUACUGAAUUAUGACCUAAAGAAAUAUGUAGCCCCACUGCUAGAUAAAACUUUUCACUUUUGUGCCCAGGUUAGAUGCAUAAAAAUAAUUAUUAUCAGACCUUUAGGAAAACGGCCAGUGGACAAAGGGAAGGGACUGUGAAACUUGCUCAUUAGGCUGGGAUUGAAAGAUAAAGGGACCAGAGAGCAGCAGUUUCAGUGUCUAUUCACAGAGAAAUUGUCCAAGUCCUGUUUUGGAAUGUAGUCUUGUGUGUCCAGUCCAUGAAAGUGGUAGGUUGGUGGCACACCAACAGAGUUGGUCACACUAUCAGCACAGGUGUCAGGCAGGUGAGCCUGCAUGAGGCCUCAUGUGGCUGUACCACCUGUGGCUCAGGAUCUAGUCUUGGGGUGUAGAGUACUAGAAGAAUCUAGGCUACCACCAUUUACUGAGUUUCAAAAUGGGUCCCCAGAUUGGAAAAGUAUCAGAAUUAUGGGAAAGCCUGGAAGAAGAUAGGAAAAUAAAGCAAGGAAUACGUUCUUAUCUAAUUUUUCUAUUUUAUUGUUUUAAAUCUUUUUUUGUUUUUUUUAAUGUACUCUCAAAGACUACAGUAGAUAUUGUCCUCUAGAAGGUUAACUAAUUUUGUGAUCAUGUUGCUAUAUAGAAAGGAAUAGUAUCCAGAGAAUGAGAGGGUACAUAAUGUCACUCUUGCCACGUCAGGGACAGGGAGCUGUCACACAACUUCCUGGACCCUAAGACUAGUUCCUAAGCUAUUGGUAGAGUUGAUUUUUCAAGUCUCCUCUGCAGUCGUUCUAUGAAUGGCUGGCCUCCAUUUCACUUCUGGAGUCCGUCUUCCCAUAGUGAAUUUUCCAUUUUAAGGUAACCAUUUCCAACCUUAUUGCAGUCUGAAAAGGUGUAUGGCCAUGGAAUCCAUAGCUUUAAAGAAGCAAACAGCACAGGAGAAAAACCAACUUCUGUUAGAAAUUAGGAAACCUGGGCGCAAGUCUCUGUCACUUAAUUCAUUAUGAAAUCCUAGACAAGUCACUUCAUGUUUCGGAGUCUCAGGAAUCUUCACCUAUGAAGUGAAGAGAUUGAAGGUGAUUAUUUCUAAGGUCCCUUCCAGCUCCCAAUGAAAUUAAGUUCAUAAGAAUGGCCUAGAAGAAAAUCAUUCAUUAGCACCUUUAUGACAGUAGCACUAGCACCAACAUUGAAGAUGUUGGACCAUGUAACAAUUAUGGCUAGAGAGCCUCAGAGAGCACCUGACCUCUGACUCCAAGAUCAGCAUUCUGUCACUUAACUCUCUCUUGUACAAGUUUGUGUGUUCUAAGAACCUAGGGUAAGCCAUGAGAUCCUUUUGAAUUAGGUGAAUGUUACAUCCACCAUUCUGUUCUGAAAAUAAACUAAAGCUGUUUUUUUUCUUGCCACCUCAUGCCUCUCUCCUUUCCCCUAGCCCUUCUGUGUAUCAUGUUAAUAAUUCUACCCCUGGAAUCGGUAUUCAGAAUUCAUUACCACUUUGGCUUCUCUCCAGAGUUCAUAACUCAGUCUUCAUCUUUUUCUGCUAUUGGUUUCAUGACAUUGUCUUAGAGGGGAAAGAAGCAUCUGGCUAGAUACCCUUGAUACUCUCUUGUCUAUCUCAUGUGAGGUCUGCAAGUCUUCAAUUCAUUGAUCUCUCAAAGGUAUUCACCAUUAUAAUUAUCGCAGUAAAAUUUUCUGUUUUUUCUAAACCUUACCCCCAACUGACUAUGAACUUCCUAAAUUUAGGGGGCUUGUACUGGGGCUGUAUAUCCCCAGCACCUGGUACCCAGUAGGCAACAUGAACACAGUAUUAAAUUGGUUUAGUUUCUCUGGGACUCUGACUGUGGAAAGGCUUAGAAAGUUUUUCUGCUGACCUUUAAUUGGAGCACUUUUUUAGCAGCCUUUCAGGGUUUAUGUACUAAAUAGUAUCUUCAGUCAGAAAAGCAUCAGAAGGUGAUGCACCAAUUUUCAGACUUUUAGUUAAUUUGCAUGAUUACAUUUCUCUUACUAUUUGUAUUUGAUAUGGAAGUCACCUUUAUUUUCUGUUAAAGCUUUUAUGGAAAGGUAUUUUGAACUUCUAAAUAGCACUGCCCUCCAGGAGGCCUGUCUGUAUUUUAUACCAAGCAGGCUAUCUGUGCACAGGCUGGCUAAAGUCUAAGGACAGUCAAGCCCACUCAGAGCAGGAUGGGGCAGGACAAGGCCAUCCCAUAAGUCUUUGAAAUGAUUCAUAUUAAAUCUGGUUGUGAACCCCAUAUAUACUUAACAUGAUGACUGUGGGUGAUUUGAAGUAAAUGUAGGGAAAGGAAAAUAAGACUUGUUCAGAAAACAAGUAGAAAACCAUAUUGUUUAAAUAUUAUUUAAGAUAUGGUAUGUUAUAGGCAUACUCAUUGCAUCUUUAUUUAGAGUAGCAAAGACUGUAAACUAAAUAUCCAAUAAUAAGACCCUGAUAACAUAUGAUGCAUCAGCACACUGGAAUAUACCUUGCAGCUGUUGACAAGAGUGAGGUAGCUUUGUGCUGAUGUAGAAAGAUCUUGAUGAUAGGAGAAAAAAGCAAGCAACAAAAAGAAUAUAUAUCAUGCCUUCAUUUAUCGCCCAUAAGAAUGAAAAGGACAUAAUAUACACAUACUCAAACACAUAGUGUAUAUGGAUAAAUGAUCUCUGGAAGGAUAGAUAGGAAACUAGCAAUAGUACUUUUUUCUAGGCAGAGGACUAGGAAUCUGGUGGGGGAGAGAACUUAAAUUUCACUGCAUACUCUUUUGUACCAUUAGGAAAGAAAUUAAUUGUGUAUUAACUAUAUCCAUUUUUCAGAAAAAAAUAUGCUGAAUUUUCUUGGAAGUUUAACUGCAUGAAAUACAAUAGAGAAGGGAAGCUUACUAUAUAUUUAUGGAGUUUGAUUAUUUGACAAAUAGUCAUUGAGCUCCUGCUCUCCACCAGGACUAUUGUAAGCUCUGAGGUGCAGGUAGCUUCAGACAGCAGUGAAUGCCAUUAAGACCAGGAGAUAGCAGUUAUGACAGAGAAUGAGUGGGGUGGAAAGUGGGGGCUCUUUUAGGAAAGGGGACAGAAAAAGUCUCCUAAAACAAGUACAGUUGAGCUGAACUCUGAAUGAUGAGACGGCAGCUAUGUGGAGGAUCAGGGUAGAGCAACAGAGUUCCAGGUGUGAGGACAGCAUAUGGGGGAGUAAUUAAGGAAGGUGUCAAAGGAGCUGAGCUUGUGUUUUAUUUGCGGCUGAGUGAAAGCUACAGUGCAGUGUAUUAAACUGGAAUCAAGAGACAGGCCUAACUGAAGGAGAGAGUGGUAUUGGGAAGUGGUGGUAAUUAAGCUUAGGUCAAUAGGAUGAGGCCAGGCCUGAGUGCUAGGGGUCCUGCCAGCUUCCUCACAUACCGCUUGGAGGACAUAUUCAGAUAUAUUAUAGGCAUCAUCUGUUGUUUAUUCUUACUACUAGCGGCAUUGCAGUGGUUGUCUUCACUCUGUCCAAGUAGGAGUUUGGGACAGAAAAUACAGGGAAGGCACAGAGGAAGACUUUUCUCUCCCUGACUUGCAGAAAGUUUUAUUAUAGGUUUAAAAAGGAAAGAGCCAAUGUAAACAGCCAUAGUUUGUGGAAGACAGUGUGGUUGGUGGAAUCAUUUAAAGUGAGGAUUUAAGGGCACCUAGGGGGUUCAGUCAGUUGAGUGUCCAACUCUUGAUUUUUGUCUCAGGUCAUGAUCCCAGGGUCAGGGAUUAAAUCCUGUGUUGGGCUUCGCACUGGGCAUAGAGCGUACUUGAGAUUCUCUCUCUCCCUCUUCCUCUGCCCCUCCCCUGCUCUCUGAAUAAUUAAUUAAUUAAUUAAUUGAGGAUUUGAAUGCUGGCUCUGUGCUAACCUCCUGAAUUGACCUCUCUCAUCUGUAAAGUGGUGGGGGUUGUAAUGUCACCUCAACCCACCUCGCAAAAUUGUCAAGUUGAGAAUCAAAGUGAGAUAACAAAUGUUACUUCUAUAAAGUAUAAGGUGUUAAACAGAUGAAAGUUUGUAUUAAUAAUGACAUUACAGGAAUGGUGGUGCCAGUUGGACAGUCUGUAGAUAAAGGUAGCAUAUUAAUGCUAAACUUCCCAGAAAUCAAAUUGUAUAUCAGACUCCAUUUCUGUACAUACUAAUACAUGGUUUUCAUCCUUUUUAUGUAACCUUUUUGGUGGAGAAAAGGAAAUCCAUUUCCUCAGGAUACAUGUUCUAACUCCUCAUUAUGUUGACUGGCAAAUAUCCAAAAGGUGUGUUUCUUUUAAACCAAUGCUCUGUAUUUCUAGUCAUGCUGAGGCAGGGACUCAUUGUCUUUUAUGUAGUACUUUUUGAAUUUUUAUCUUGCCUUUGCUGUUAGUUCAUUCAUCGGUUCUACCUCAAGCUUGCUUGUGGUAAAUGGAAGAUAUUUGCCUAUAUACCUAUAUAAUUAUCAUAUACUUAAAUUAGAAUUAUGCAUAUGUUAAAUGAUAACUUUAUCAUAAUGUUACAGCGCACCACUUUUUAUAUCUUUGGGACAUGCUUUGUAAUGUGUAAAUUCACUAUGGAUUUUUUGAAUUUAAAGAACAGUUAUGCAAUAGUUUCAAAUUACCUGAGAAAAGAGAAAAAUUUACCACAAAGUAGCCAAAAUGAUGUUAUAGAAUUAUAACAUUCUAAACUUAAUGAAUUCUUAGAGGAGAUUCCCCAAGUUCUUCUAAAAGCCAUUAUCUAUUAUUAUUUUAGACAAAAUAGUAUCAAAAAUUAUUUAUUAUUAUUUUUUGCUUAUGGCAGAGUUAAAGUAUCAAGUACUUCAGAGAUAUGAAAAAUAAAGAAGUCUAGAGGAGGGUGGAAGAAGCCCCUGACAUGAGGGUAAAACUAAACCUCACAUCCACAUAUCCCUUUGCCUGGACUGAUUGACAUGGCCGAAACAGCCUGAACAUGCUGAGUCCUCAAGGAAAAAUUCAGACUUGAGGAACUGAGUGUUGAGGCAAGACUGUGUUCCUAGAUUGGCAUUUUACAGACUAUUUUAAAAUUUUGUUGUUUAUAUUUACAUGAAAACUUCUUUUAUCUGGAGGCUUAUUUAGCUGACCCUCUCUCUACCCCUGUGAUGCCCGAUGAGCAAGGCAUUGUAGUCCUGAGUGUUAUGCUCAAAAUGACUUUGUGUGUCAGGAGCUAAAUUAUCUGAUCUUCUAAUAAUCUCCAAUUUGUUAUUUUUACUCAGAAGGUUGUAUGUGUUCUUAUACUCUGACAGAGCAUUUACACCUCUUGGAAAAGCUCUUGCUUUUUAUUGAUCAGAGUUGGUUUUUUUGGUCUCACUCUAAGCCAUAUUUAAAAUUAACAUGUGCUAAAUGACCAAUUUUUUUUAACUUUUUAGUAUGAUAGGAAGGUAGUGUCACCUCUUUAUUCUGUUUUUUUCCCCCAUAUAACUGGAUACAAUUCCUGUCUAAAUAUCUGGCUCAGUGCUCUAAGGUCAUAAGAAACAUUUAAUUCUUCAGAAGGCAAUACAAUUUAAAUUACUGUUAAACCAUGUGUGGCCUGAAACAGGAAAGAGAGGAAAAUAGAUGAUAGCUGGAAAUGCCUUUGUGGCUACUGUCUUUUUACUAGCCUGUAAUUGAUGAGUCUUUUGCUUUACAUACUUACUCCCACCCUCCAACCUCUGCAACCCCCUGGCCUUUAGGAGAUUUAUCUUUGUUCACACCCCACAUGGUGCCUAACAGGUUACUUGAGACUUUUAUUUGUGGUAUCUCUAUUUUGUUGUUGACAUUAAUGAGCUUGAUGUACAAUGUCACAAGAGAAAUGGUGUUGUUAUUUGGAAUGUUAAUGAAUAGCUUGCCUGGCCAAUUGCCAUUUGUUCCAGCGUGUGAAUAUGGAGCAUGCGUGCGUGCGUGCAUGCGUGCGUGCGUGCGUGUGUGUGUGUAAAAGAGAGACGAGUAGCAGGGGUGGGAUUGCAUUUUUUUCCUCUUCGUAGCCAGUGACGUGAGCUGUGCCUGGAACAAUCAGACUCGCUGCAAACAGGGUAGUUGAAGAUGCUGGGGGAGGCAGCCUGGUGUUUCUUAAGCUAACGCAGAUCUCUGCUCUUUGAGCUGCUCAGGCACAACCCGACAGAGUUCCUUCAGCAUUAGAGCCUUGCAGCGGUUGGAAAGUGCCUUUUUAUUUCUCCCAGCCUCUUCCCCAGUCAACCUUCAAAAUGAUUGGCGUGAAUAGUGUUCAGAGUACCAGCAAGGUGCGAGUGAGGACCUCAGGUUCCGUGAAAUACUCCCGGGAGGAUUCUAUCCGGCGGCAGUCCCACCGGUCAAAGUCUAUGAAAAUUUCUAACUCCUCAGAGUUUUCUGCUAAGGAUACUAAGGCUCUGUACAACUCAAUUAAGAAUGAGAAGCUUGAAUGGGCAGUAGAUGAUGAGGAGAAAAAAAAAUCUCCAACUGAAGGAACUGAUGAGAAGGCUAAUGGAACACAUCCAAAGACCAUCAGUCGUAUUGGGAGUACUACCAACCCAUUCUUAGACAUUCCUCAUGACCCAAAUGCUGCUGUAUACAAAAGUGGAUUCUUGGCUCGGAAAAUCCAUGCAGAUAUGGAUGGGAAGAAGACUCCAAGAGGGAAGCGAGGAUGGAAAACAUUUUAUGCUGUACUAAAAGGAACAGUCCUUUACUUGCAAAAGGAUGAAUAUAAACCUGAAAAGGCCCUGUCUGAAGAGGAUUUGAAAAACGCCGUGAGUGUGCAUCAUGCGCUGGCAUCCAAGGCCAUAGACUACGAGAAGAAGCCGAAUGUACUUAAACUUAAAACUGCCGACUGGAGGGUCUUGCUUUUUCAAGCUCAGAGUGCAGAGGAAAUGCAAGGAUGGAUAAACAAAAUUAAUUGUGUUGCAGCUGUAUUUUCUGCACCACCAUUUCCAGCAGCCAUUGGAUCUCAGAAGAAGUUUAGUCGUCCACUUCUGCCUGCUACUACAACAAAAUUGUCUCAGGAGGAACAGCUGAAAUCUCAUGAAAGCAAACUGAAGCAGAUUACCACUGAGCUGGCUGAACACCGCUCAUAUCCCCCGGAUAAGAAAGUUAAAGCCAAGGAGAUAGAUGAAUACAGACUGAAAGAUCACUAUCUGGAAUUUGAGAAAACCCGUUAUGAAAUUUAUGUCAGCAUUCUAAAAGAAGGAGGCAAGGAGCUCCUGAGUAACAAUGAAAUUGAGGCUGUAGGACUGAAGAAGUCACAUUCAAGUCCUUCACUGAACCCAGAUUCAUCUCCAGUCACAGCCAAGGUCAAGCGUAAUGUGUCAGAGAGGAAAGAUCACCGACCUGAAACACCAAGCAUUAAGCAAAAAGUUACUUAGAAUCGAUCUGUGACCAGGAGGUACUGGUCAUGGAGCAAAAUAGAGUUUUUCAAGAUCUUUCUGGUAAACCCGUGAAUAUAUUUUUAAAAAGUUUGUGACUAAAUGGUGCAUUAGUAACCUUUUCUAUUGUAUAGUUUUGUUAGUUUCUGUACUGAUUGUCUCUUUGCUCUUGAUUACUUUGCUUUGAUGAUUUUUGCUACUUGAUGACUAAUGCACCUUUUUUUGUGAAGGGGAGGGGGAUCAUGAUUUCAGAAUGAAUUAUGUGUCACUUUUUCUUUGUUUAUUUUUUCUUGUUUGCACUCUGCUCAGUUGUUUUAUGUAUUGUCAAAUCAGCUAUUACACUUUUCUAAGGUUAAAAAAUGUAAAUCAUUGUGAAACAUUUAACUGGACAAACUUGGUAGUUGAGUAAAUUCUAGCCAGGGUUAAUAUAAGCCUUUAUAUGUGAAAUGUUGCUCAGUCACAGAGGUGGAAUUGAGCACUGGCAGAAAUUCAAUUAAGAAUUACAAUUCUGGGAAGCAAGAUGGUCCACUGUGAUGCAGGUAUGCAUAUAUCUUUGCACUUAUUGUUGAGUUCUGACCCUGCUGGAAGCAUAGAAAAGGGGGUGUUAACAAGAUGGGAGGACUGGAGAACUAAAGAAGUGCAUUAGCUUCCUUGAAGUGUUGAUUUCAUUUCAGCCAAAGAAGGAAAUAGGAAGUGGAAUCUUUUUGCCAUUGAAGGUUGUGGAAAAAUGACACCAAGUUCAUUUUGUUUCUUAAAGGGUGGUGGCAAUAAUCGACUCUUGGGGAGCUGCAGUAGUAGGUAUGUGGCUGGUGUGCAGGAAAUUGUUACCUCACUUCAAGGUCUAGGCUAGGAAUCCAGAAUCAUCUCUGUCUAUCAGUACUCUGCCAUUCAGGAAUUACGUUCAUACACACACACACACACACA
This is a messenger RNA of Acinonyx jubatus (cheetah), 9694 nucleotides long. RefSeq names its product pleckstrin and Sec7 domain containing 3 (gene PSD3). NCBI's taxonomy places the organism in Eukaryota, Metazoa, Chordata, Mammalia, Carnivora, Felidae. The record is from RefSeq and is a predicted model, not a curated record. The coding region runs from base 7640 to 8770 and encodes 376 amino acids. The transcript has 8 exons. Gene Ontology annotation, biological process: regulation of ARF protein signal transduction. Gene Ontology annotation, molecular function: guanyl-nucleotide exchange factor activity; phospholipid binding; protein binding.